This is a messenger RNA of Amblyraja radiata (thorny skate), 6700 nucleotides long. RefSeq lists its product as uncharacterized. The coding region runs from base 396 to 6206 and encodes 1936 amino acids. The record is from RefSeq and is a predicted model, not a curated record. The transcript has 4 exons. Lineage: Eukaryota; Metazoa; Chordata; Chondrichthyes; Rajiformes; Rajidae.
GUUUUUUGCAGUUGGGAAGAGUUCUCGGCUGUGCUGCCACAGAAUGACAUGGCUUGGUGUUUGCGACUUGGGGCAGAUAUUUAUUUUGAGUGCGUUUGGGGGGGCGGGGGAGUUGGAGGGCUUUCUGUACAACAACGUGAAAUGUAACAGGUCAUUGCGACCACUUAAAGGGACCGACACCAGGAGAGGUGGACUGGGCUGAGAGAUGAGUGCAGUUCUUAUGUGAUGACGAGGAAGUAACUCCUCGUUGUUUGUGAGGGGAGACCUACCGAUCGAAAUAGUGAUUAUUGACAGCUAAACAGCUUCAGCAGAGACCAGACUAAUGAAAUUACAGGAAUCAAUUAAUAAGAAACAAAGAGAAGAACAUUGAUCUUGGUAUAUCCAAGGGGUGAAAAAUGCAACAUGGCAUUCCAGAUAACUACAGUCACCAGGGUUUCCACAAUUCAAUGUCCCAGAAAGCUUUUGGAAGAUCGUGGUGUGCUGUUAAUGGAAAGCCUUCAUCGAAUUACCAGACUUGGAAAGCCUUCCCUGGAUCUUCCUAUUCUGCAAAUGUACCAGCACCAAUCUAUCCAUCGGAACUUACUGGCCAACAUGUCUAUCCUCCAAAUGAAUUAUCACCAUAUUGCAGUGACUCUACUUUUCAUCCGUCCUCGCUAAAGUCAGCCCUAACUGGAGGUUCCCAAUCUGAAAUUAGACAAAACUCUGCUUAUUCAAGGUCUUGGACAACUGGGGGUCAGCCGGUCUGUUUGCAAAGUAGAUCAAUGCAGUCUGUUCCAUCUUCCCAGCAACCUACUGUUGAGUUUGUGACUGGCCAAAACAGGCCACCAGCUUGGAAUCGAGAUGGCCACUCGAGGCGUUUUGCACCGUAUCAGAAUCACACAGCCUCUGGCAUGGAGCCUAACAGUCAGAUAUUUCCCAUUACUCGCCUCAGACUACCUCUGCAAAAACACAAGAUGUCCCCUCCUUCAGAGCAAAGUUCAAGUUGGGACAAUGGAAGAAUGCCUCUUAGAGCUGCUCAAGUGGAACACUAUUGGAACAAGCAAGAACCCAAUUACCAGCAAAAGCCUAUUCCUGGAUGUUUCAGCCAAAGAGCUAAUCAGCAGUCUUCCAAUGUACUCAGUCAUCAUUCAGAGCCGUUCCAAAAUGUCAAUAUUGGAGUUUACAAAGAGUCCACUGGCCCCAACAUGUUUGAAACACAUCUUCAGGGAGAGGUGCUACAGAGAGACUAUGUCACAGUUCCACAAGUAACAACUCAAAACCAUUUCAUGCAACUUAGCCUCAAAGAAGCAAACGCAAAUGUUCAAGAAAUAAAGGCAAUGGGUAAUAAACCUUAUACUCAGACUCCAAGCCCAGACGGUUUAGGAUUUGCUUCAUUCCUGGGAGUAGACGCUCAGAGUGCUAAUGGUGCAACUUUUCAAAGUCACUGCAGCGAUUACGAGUCCACGAACAGAGGGCAGAAUAUUUCAGACACGUACCCUCAAAAGAACCCUUCAUUUUCGAGGAAGAGAAAAGGGGUUGAUACAAUGAAGUUUCUUUCGGAACUUUCAAGCAGUGAGUUGAAGGCCUUAAUUUUUGCAUUUGAGUUUAUGGAAGGGAAGAAAAGAGCAGCUAAGCAGCAGAGUCAGCUGCCAGGUGCACUGCAGAACUCUGCAAAACUGCCACCCUGCCAAUAUACAGCGCAAAGCACACCUUGUAACGACAUCAAUGGGAUAGCUCAUCGACCCGUCAAUUCAGUGAAUGGAUAUGAAGAGAAAAGUGAGUCAUGUACUUUAUCAGUACUUCGGAGGCUGGAGAAGGAAAAAGGAGCCGAAUGGAAAGGAAGGAACUUACAAAUUGCCUGUGAUAACCGCUUGCCUCUGAACACGACGCCGACAUCAUAUUCAAACUUCAUGGAUCCGAACAAUGUUCUGUCAAUGGGAGAUUAUUGUACGCAGAAUAAAAAUAUGAACAGCAGUGUUGUUUAUCCAAGUCAAGAUUCACAGCAAGUUUUGGCUCCCCACGUGGGAAAUUCCAAAUCUUUCCAGCCAGUGAAAGAGAGAUCUGUCCCAUCUCUCCAAGAUCAGAAGGAGAAUUCUGUUUGUCAAAAUGUUGCAGCAACCUCCCAUUCAAAUAACCAUUGUGGCGUUGUGGGUACUGAUUGCAUCUUAAAGAGUUAUCUGCAAACUUCAUCGUCUGUCAACCACGAUUAUCUUGGAUCUGGCCAACUAAAUGGAAGGAGUUAUUCCAUGCAGCCAAUGGAUCCCAGAUCUGCAGCAGACACUAACCAGACUAAUCUCGCAGUCCUGAAGCCAAAUGCAUCUCGGCAUGAUGAACAAGGUUCAAAAGAAAUCGAGUCACUGUAUAAUAUGUUGCAGUAUUCAUAUGUAAAUAAAGCAAAUAGUCACCCAAAACGUCUGAAGAUGGAAGCACCCUCAACCAACAUUCGCCCAUCCUCAACUGAGCUAGAACAGGCAAGGUCAAGAUCUGUCAGUGCUGCACAGUCAUAUUAUGGCAACCAGGUUGCAGAAUAUAUGCAUAGUAAGCAGUCACCAUACAUUAAGAGUAACGUAUCGAGCUCUUCCGCACAAUCUCUCUCAAGAGCCCCCGGCAGGCAGGAUGCUGAAGUUGCACAUCCACUGUCAGAAAAGUUAAACAUAACACAAAAACAUAAAGAGUCAGCUCCCUUAAAUCGAUCAGGAGACAAAAGGAUUGGGUCAUUGCUAAGACGUCUAAUUGAUAAUUCGAAGGAUCAAUUCAACAAUGCCGUCUUCCCGAAUUUGGCUGCGCAUAAGUUACCAUGCCGUUCAACUGAACUAUCAGGGGGCCCACAGCUGCCUCGUACAAUGGAUGUUGCACCAACUCCACAGAGCAUCAAAAUUGAACAGCAGGUUGGAGAAUACCCUGUCGACAACUUCACUACAGCUUCAGUGGACUCCCACAAAUUCUUGGCAUUGGUGUCUGAAGAGUCGAGUAGAGGGCAAAAAGCUGCCAUCAAUAAUGUUCGCUUCUCAAAUGCAGGAUCAAAGGGUCAAUGGGGGAAUGUUUCAUUCCCAGAGGAUUUUCUGGAACAGGGCUUUAUCUCCCCUGCUCCAUCUCUCAAAUUGGCUAAUGGUCAGUCAGCCACUUCUGUUUCUAACACAGGCCAUGCAGAACUCGCUUGUAAAACCAGCAAUGGGCCAUCUGCAGAAAACAUUGUGGAAAAAAUGUCUUCAGCUUCCGACAUUUAUGCAGCCAACAUCUGUAAUUCAUCCCCAGAAAGUGUUGUUGAGGAACUAACUUCAGAUUCAAAUUCCGAGGAACCUUUAGCAAAGGAUUCAGACACCUUAGAAUUUAUUUUACGUUCCCUGGGGAUUAUUCCUGAAGACAGUGAAGAAGAAAGUGAAGCAAUUCUAACAUCGUUGGCGCCUAUGGCAGGAGAGAACACAGUUGUGUACUUUCCAGACAAUCUUUCCCGUGCAGAAUUACGUCAGGACCCAGACACAUAUCUACCGCCAUUCAAUAUGGCCACACAGAGUAAAAAGCAAGUAGCGGUGGCUUCCCAAGAUCCCUUCUCAACAAUGUGGAAAGUAAGCACAGAUGCUUCAAAAUUUGCUUCAUUUGGUACUAGAGAAAGACAAUAUAAGUGCAACCUACCAGCUGAUCCUCUGUACAAUGGCAAUGCAGCUUUCAUGGCUGGUACAUCUGAUGGAGUAAACCAACUGAGCUCUCUUCAGCAGCCUAACAAUCAAGUGACGAGUGAUCAAAAUGCAAUGGUACUGAAUAGUGCAGAACAUGAUUUUCCCUCAAAGGCAACUGGGGUGUCAGAUAUAGAGACCCAGUUGGCCGUUGCUUCGGUUCAAGUUGACACAGAAGCUGAAGAAAAUUUACCUGAUAAUUCAUCCAGUGCACACAUGGUUGCUACCGACAUGGCCCAAUUCGAAGAUGUUAGGUUGCACGAUGAUAGUCCUCCAUCAAACACAGCAGGUUGUUCUCUGCUGUCUUCACCCAACAGCUCGUCAUCUGUGGAGUUGGCACAGCCAACACAAAUAAAUACUGUUCCCUUUCAACCUGUGGAUUUGGGCAGCAAUUACAAUGGGCAUUGUUGGAGAAACUGCUCGGGUAUUUUAUCUUCUAGUAAAAUGCCUAUUGUAACUGACUGUGCGGCAUCUGCUGUAAACAUAGUCAGAUAUAAGAAGUACGCGGUGGACAGGCAUUUUGAUUCACACAAAGGGUUAAGCAAGCAGAUUAACCCAAUUCCACAGAAAGAAAUUGUGUGGUCUUUUGAGACCAUGGGAUUGUCUAAUUCAAUGGCCUGGGAGAGUCAUGAAAAUAUCCUGCCCGACAGUAAGGAUAACGUUGGAAGUUCGUCAAACUCUACACAGGCAGCAUUUGCUAGCCACACAGCAGGAGCUGAAAUGUUACCAGUUGAUGAUGCAUCAAACAGUGCUGAUUGUAUUUCCAUCAACCUUCCACAUGCAAAGAAAGGCACGUUGCACACGAGAAUAAGAUCACAGUGCACAAUUCCUGCUUCAGGCUGCCCCAACAGCAACAGUGGAUUAAAACCGGUUGGUGCGACUGUGGGGCAGCAAGUGCUUGAAGAUGGCUGCCUGGGGCAAGAAAAAAUAUUGAGUGGGAGCACAGUUUUGGCAGCCAGUAGAAAUCCCAAACCUGAUUUGGCAUCAGGGAUUAGGAUCACAUUUGUAUAUUCACUGUCGGAAUACUGGGAACGCGGGACAUUCAUAAAUGGCAAGGACACAAUUACGGGAUCUUUGGCAAGCACUGGUCAAGAGCUUCAGAGAUGCGUCAGAAAGGUGUGCCAUUUCUCCAGUCGCCAAAUGAAAGAAAAAGCAAAAGUGGGAAAUAGUAAAGCAAUAUUCCUUGCUUUAAUGGGAACUGCCUCAAACUUUGGAGAAAGCCAACAGAGAGAUGACGUUACCGAGAUGCCUCACAGCCAGGAUACUGUACCUUACACAAAUAACUCUCAUGUUCAUUUCGGUGAACCUGUCAGCCCUGUGGCUAAACAUUCAGAGAGCCGUUUCCAUCCAGAGGUAAACUUGGGUAGAAUUCCUGUGGACGAUAAGCAUGCAAGUGAAGCAGCUGCUUCCACAAACACCUCCAAUGUGCUGCCUGGGAAUGGACAUUGUGAUGAAAGCCCAAGUGAAGACUUCACCAAUGCGGUAGUGAAGGAAACAUCUGCUCUCUGCUGCUUGAGUUCCAGAGAGACGAUGAAUCAGGAUUUUUUCAACAAGAAUAAAGUUUCCUCUGCAGCUGAGAUGGAAAUGUCAACUGAGUCCAUUUUACAUUUCUGGUCUCCUUCCAAAGAUGAUACAGAAAUGGACUAUCCAAGUCAAGAGCCUGAGAAAAUAUUUGAUUUUGAACAUGGGAUACAGAGGAUAUAUGGUGGGUUUGGAAUAUAUACUGCAGCUGGUGCAGCAGAAUUAAAUAAGAGAAUGCACAAGUUGAGUGCCCUGCAUCAGCUCAACUUUGGUUUCACAACAGGUGUCAAUGGAAGCCAGUUUCAUCGAGAAAAAUCUCACCUAAACAGAUUGUACAACCAGUGCAAUGAAGCAAAAGUCAUUGAAGUCGAAGGAUUGUCUGGAGAACUCGAACCAACUUUGAUGGAUAGAGCUGCUACAUCCCAUCUCACGACCAAUGAAGAUAACAUGGGUAGUUGGACUGAUACUGCUUUAUUAAAAUUGCUGCUGGAGUCCAGCAGCCCAACAUCUUGUCUCCAAAGCAGCAGUGACCAAAUGGGUAGUCAGCUGGGCAACUCUGUACAUGGGAACAAUGAGGCUGAAGCCGGCCAAACAAAGAGAAUUAUUCCUGCCAUGAUGCCGAGUGAACGGCAGAAUGGCAUACGUGAUAUUUGUGAACUCCUAAGCCAAGGCAGAGGUAUGACUGGGCUUUCAACACAUCGUUUUAGAGAUGAAGAAAGUCUGAAUGAAUGUGAGCCUAGCGUGGAUCACUGUAGUGAAAUAAGAAUUAAAGUACUGGAGCAUCAAGAACUCAACAAUGUUCUUUCUGAGAUGUCGAAUAGCAUUCUUAAUCCACAGUCUGAAGGGGCAGAGGAAAGUUCAGAAGGACAAGGCCCAGAAAGCUAUUGGAAGGCUACCAAGAACAGCGAUUGUCGAUAUUUGGAUACAACUCGAUCUGCACUAAUGGAAAUUUCAGCCACAGAAUGCUCUUCAGAGACAUCAAAUUCCGCAAUGCUAUCUUUCAGUAGAGUUGUAAGCAGUAUGCAGCACUGAUGCAGAAUUUGGAUCAGACCAGACUUUAUGUAAGGGCCCUGAGGAUUUGACAAGGAAGUCCAUCCCAUGAAGACUGCACGCCAACUGAUGUCUCUUAGCAUGUGUCUGGAUAAUCUCCAGAAGAAGCCAAAAAUGAGCAUGGCUUCCCCAGAGGUUCUGCAUCUGUUUACCUUGUACUGCACUACACAAUGCACUUAAAUGCACUGCUUGAUGUAAAAUAAGUAUUUUUACAGAGAACAUGCAUCUUAAAAAGAAAUAAAAAUCUUAUUGUCUGUAAUUGUAUCCCAAUAUAGCCAUUUGGGAUCAAAAAUUUUCAUCACACGUUUUACUUGAUGAGCUGUAAUGAACUUUAUGUGUGAGGCUUUGGCGUUACAGAACUUCCACAGUAAGUUUUGAAUAAAUGAUGGUGACCCUACAUUAUUACAUUUUGUAUGGAAGAAAAGGGGCAUUCUGUAAAUAUUAUAAGGGUAAUUAAUAAACGUGUUCAUGCUAUA